CCUGACCUCCUGAGGGAAGUGGCACUACAUUACCUCCCUGAGAACUGCGACAAGCAGAUAAGAUGAAGCCUAAAUCUCUUCCAUCACGACUGUUUAACGGAAAUUCAACAGCAGCAUUGGGUGAGACUCUGAACAUAGGAACAGCAAAGUAUCAGCGACAUGUGGACUGCAUGGAUACCCCAGAGGGUGUGGAAAACUCUGCCCACAAUGACAGCCAGACAGUGGCAGACGACCGGAGACAAAAUGAGAAACGCCACAGAGAAAUACACUUUGCCUUUCUGCCAGAGAGGUAUCAGCCACUGAUGGAUGAUGAGGCACGAGCUAAGGCAAAAGAGGAGAAGAAGAAAAGGAAGAAGGAAAAGUACAAAAAAGUAAAGAAGAAUGUUGGCAAAGCACUACGAUCCACCUGGAAGUGUGUAAUGCUUGGUCUUUACAAUUUUGCCCUCGGCUACUCUACUCCGAUUACAGUGGCUGCUACUUUUGUCCCUGACUUUCAUCCAGGCAGAAACAGGACCUGAGCUGAGCUGUAUGAAUCUCAUCCAGUUUCUUUAGUGUAUAUACCAGCAAUCCAAAGACUCUUAUCGAAUACUUUUGUGCCUAAUAUUUGUGUAUUUGAAAUUACUUUUUUAUUUUAUUUUCUGCGUAUCUACAAGUUUUAAUCAAAAAUUGAUUCAUAUGUUCAUUUUUAGGUAGGAAAAUAUGUUAUAGUUAUUUCUUUGUAAAAUAGGCCUUGUUCCCAACAGACAUUUUGACUUUUCACAGCAGGAGGUGAUAUUUAUCACAUCAAGGAUGUCUCUGUUCUAUUAAACUGUCUGGCCCAAGUGCUCCUUAUCGCUAAACCUCACAUUGCUCAUGCACUUAUUAACCUCUUGCUUAGAUACUGAAAAACUUAUGUGCCUUUUUUUAAUUUCGAUAAUGUUUUUCAUUUUUCUUUUUAUCAAGCAUCUAGCUGAUGCCUGCAUGUGUGCAGACGGAUAAUGUGGGAAUGUGGCUCCUACAGCAUGACAGGAGUGACUGUCGAGGAAUAUUUACUGUAGCUGCAGAUGAAGUGAAUCAGGGCAGAUACUUCUUAAAGGGAUUUACAGGCUGGGAAGACUUAACAUGGAAAGCGAUCAUCAGAGAAGCACCUGCACAGACGAGUAAAUCAAGGUUGAGAUAAAAACCAGAUCAGCCCCCAACUCCUCCUCCCAGAGAGGAGCAACAGGACCACUGAUCUCAAGGGUAUUUCUCAAUUCUCAUACUGUCUAAAGCACUGCUGUGAGGUGAAUAACAGACUAAGUGACUGUGGGUAAUGAUGAUUAUGGCUAAAUCGCUGUGAGUGCAAGUGUGAGAGGAUUCUCUGUUGUAAUGUAAAUAAUGGUGUUUUUGUACAUCUGAGAGCUCGUUCAGUUGUGAGGGUUUUGCAAGUUGCUAUUUGUAAGCUGGGUUGUAAUGAAAAAUGAAAGAAAGAAAGAAAAUUUGGAAUACUGCAGUUUAAUGAAAAAAAAACUUCUUAAUUAGGCUUCUGUGUUCUGCCAGCGGUGAAUGAGAACGUCUACACAGAAUGAAUGAAUAAAAACAAGAUAUCAAGCACACACAAGAUUAGUCUGCAUUUGAAAAUUUUAACAUUAACAUGGGGCACAGGUGUAAUUGUUGUGGACUGGAAAAGGAAAGACACACCAACUUAUUCUUUCACUAUAUUUAUUCCAGGAUGUUUUGGACUGAUUUAAAGACCGGCACCUGGGAUUCUUCAAAAAAAAAAAAAAAAAUGCGAGAAAAAUCUAUUUGUUGUUUUAUUUUUAAAACAAUAAAA
Molecule: messenger RNA, 1792 nt
Organism: Toxotes jaculatrix (banded archerfish)
Lineage: Eukaryota; Metazoa; Chordata; Actinopteri; Toxotidae
Exons: 2
Coding region: 63-518 (151 amino acids)
Source: RefSeq, a predicted model, not a curated record